Metarhizium brunneum ARSEF 3297 is the source of this 3027-nucleotide messenger RNA. RefSeq lists its product as uncharacterized. Gene Ontology annotation, molecular function: protein binding. NCBI's taxonomy places the organism in Eukaryota, Fungi, Ascomycota, Sordariomycetes, Hypocreales, Clavicipitaceae. The record is from RefSeq and is a predicted model, not a curated record. Gene Ontology annotation, biological process: response to starvation; autophagy. Gene Ontology annotation, cellular component: cytoplasm.
AUGGCUGGUUCGCCUGGCAACUUGAUCAACCUCACCAGCGAAUCCCCGCCAACCCAGCCUUCUUCUUAUGAAGAAGCCGCCAGACUGCACAACGGCUGGGCUACCACCCAGCGCCCAUUCAUGAGUCCAUCUCCGGCAUCGCCUUCCCCGCCAAAUCACGGUCGGCGACCUCUUAGCCUUCAGUCAGACACCCAUUAUCACUUCGCCGCCACUCCCCCGCGAUCCAGUGCCGCGUAUCGACGAAGCUCGCUUUACUCGCAGUACAACCCUUCGCAGGCCGCAAGUCCUCACCCACCCCUACCCCAUCAGCCCCAACCACAUUUUUACGGCGCUCAGGACUUGGACCUCACCGUUACGCCUCAAUCCGGCAUGAAAGCUGGUGAUCGUGGACUAUUUUUCGGGUUUGAUAGGCUACCGUCCGAGCCGGGAUUAUCCUCCCAGACGCAAAAGGUGGUCUUGGCGGGCUAUGAAGGUGGACUGCAGGUUUAUGCCGUAAACAAAAGGGGAGUUGAGCUUGUUGCGAGUUUGAAAGGGUUGCGUGGUGGAGUGCAUCAUGCCAAAAUCCUCCCAUGGACCAUCACUGGCCAGAACUCGUCCUUCUUUCCGCUUGUGGCAGUGGUAGUACAUGGACCGGUACUACCUACACGGCCAACGGAUGCGGGUUGUCGACAAGAAACCACAUCGCGUGAAACCUCGGACCGCAGCGCAAGUCCUCGACCAGGUUAUGCCCCGUCGGAGGGUCCAUCGACAAGAGCAGCACCGCCGAUUCAGUUCUACCAAACCGCAGUAGAAGUCUACUCUCUCAAGACAAACAGACUUGUCGAUGUUCUGCUCCAGACGCAGAGAGUACCUAUCAAUAUGGAGGUCUCUCUGUCUAGUCCUCUAUUCCAACCUCCUACUCCUAGCGGGGCGUUCAAUAUCAAAGCUGAUGACGGCACUAUUGCUGUGGGCUCCGGUGUUACAGGCGAAUGUUGGAUAUACAGGCAGUUGCUUGAGCUGCAGAAUGGUCACAUGUUUGCUUGCGCUGGAAAGCUGUGGACUACAAUUCAGCAAGGUCAACGAGCAGAAGCAGCAGCAGACACUGAUAAGAAAGGUUCUUCCUCUUCUCCCCGACGAUCUAGCCCACAAGCACCAAUCUUCGCAAUGAAUGGAAGAUUGAUAGCCUACUGCCCGUCAAAUCCUUCGUCUCAAGCGUCUCUUAGAGCACACUUACCGGUGCCUACGCUGGGCCGUGCUCCUGGAAUUUCGUCCAUGGCACCACCUCACCUCCCUGCAGUCUCUUCAGCUCUUGAUCUGCCCAUUUCAGACAGCAUGAUGAAUAAGUUCAUGCGGGAAACGACCCAGGAGCUGAUAUCAGGGAUGAAAUGGGUAGGGCAGCAAGGCUUGCAGGCUUGGAAUUCGUAUUGGAAUCAGCCACCGACUUCUCAACAACAACAGCCUAGAUCACCUCCUGCGCAAUGGACGGGAUCGCGUGCACAACAAACAGAUCCAUCACAGUUCCCACCUACUCAUGGGACCUCAACCCCAGCAACAGUAAAAGACCCGGGGCUUGUCUCUAUAGUGGAUGUGGAAAAGCUCCCGUUAUCUGCAACAGUUCAUCCUCUUACUACAUUUGCGACUCCGCUCGGGUGCAGCUUUGUUUCCUUCUCACCUUCAUCGUUGGCACUUUUCACUGCUAGCAUCAAGGGCGAUGUUCAGACUGUGUGGGAUCUUUUGCGUAUUCAACAUACAAACUCCUCGCCGCUGCAGACAACCUUGGCCCAGAACGAAACCGUUGGGCCUCAGGUCCGACAAAUUGCGCAGUUCUCACGGAUGACGGUAGCCAGAAUUGUCGAGGUUGCCUGGUCUGAGCCUCACGGCGACCGAUUAGCUAUGGUUACGGAGAGGGGAACAGUCCAUUUGCUGGAUAUGCCAUUCAGUUCUUUCAUGUGGCCACCUCCACGACGCCGUAGGAUACCACAAAAAGGCGGCCCUGAAGCUUCCGAUGGAUCAAGCUCAGCUGUCUCAAUGGCCUCUGGUGCACUCGGAGCAGCGUACCAAGCGGCAAAGCCAUUCGUCUCACGCUCACGUCGUGGAAGCAAUAACACGGUUUCGCCAUCUGCGGGAAAUAUACUUAGGGAUUCUGCAGCUCAGGGUGGGCGGGUGAUUGCGGCCAGCAUUACUCACUCUUUGGGAAAGACCGGAACAGCUAUCAACCAGCUUCGCCAUACUGGAGAGAAUCGUGUUUGUCUGCCACCAAGCGCCAUUCUACCGUCUCCGGCUUGUGUUUCGUGGUUGAGGAAUCGACGAUCUCAAUCAUUAUUCUCCAUUGGAGGUGGCCUGAUACGAGUGUUUCCAUGCAGCACAAGAACAUCUUCAUCGGUUCCGGGAAAGAGAAUAUCUCGGGCAAACAAGUAUAAGGAUAUGAGGGUCCCGCUUCUCCCAGACGACAUUGUCGCACCAAUUGUUCGUCAGAUCAUUGAGCUUGGAGCUGCAGAUGAGUAUCUUGAACUCUCAGAAGCCGAGAUGGAGGCAGGAAACACAAUGACUCUUAAACCGCCCCACGUUGCGACUGCUCCUCGACAUGGCAUGGACUCUACAAUUCCACAGGCGGAGAUAGAAUCAAGCGCACCAUAUCAGCCUUUCCAUACUGAUCGGCGGGUUGCCCUUUGCGAAUAUAGGCGCAUAGAUUCUACCGCUGCUCUUUUGGCAAAUGUGGGUUUGGAUGGCAAGCCCAACAAGAGGAAAAACAAGCAGAAUUUCGAUGCUAUGAAGGGCAAUGCGUCUGCAUGGGCAUUUGGUCAAGACAUUCCUUGUGUGAAGAUAGACUUGGGGCUUGCGACGGCGAAUGAAGAUGAUUACAUUGGACCUGAUGAUCACAUGGCUUUGCCUCAGUCUGCAAUGGAAAGAGUUAUGCAGUAUGAAGGUUCAGAAUCUAUCGUGGUGACGACGAGACGUCGACGCGGCGCUCGCCAAGGUGACGGCGACGAGGAUGGGUUCUUUGAAGACGACUGCGAGGUUCUCGACUUUGCGGAUCAGCGAGUGUAG